AUGUCCAACAGUCUCAGACCCUACCUGGCUGCUGUGAGAUCGACACUCACGGCCGCUCUCACCUUGGAGAACUUCUCGUCGCAGGUCGUCGAAAGGCAUAACAAGCCUGAAGUAGAGGUGCAGACAUCUAAGGAAGUACUUCUGAACCCCCUUACCAUCUCGCGAAACGAAAACGAACGUGUAUUGGUGGAACCAUCGGUCAACUCUGUUCGAGUGAGCAUCAGGAUUAAGCAGGCCGAUGAAAUCGAGAGGAUCCUUUGCCACAAGUUCACUCGAUUUAUGACCCAGCGUGCGGAAAGCUUCGUCGUUCUGCGACGUAAGCCUGUACCAGGCUACGACAUCUCAUUCUUGAUUACGAACACCCACACUGAAACGAUGUUGAAGCACAAGAUUGUGGAUUUCAUUAUCCAGUUCAUGGAGGAAGUCGACAAGGAGAUCAGUGAGAUGAAGUUGAGCUUGAAUGCACGGGCGCGUAUCGUUGCAGAAUCCUACUUGACUGCUUUUAACGCAUGAUUACCUGCGAUAUAUACCCACAAUGACACAUAUUCUAUCCUUCGAACCACACAGA
Molecule: messenger RNA, 568 nt
Organism: Coprinopsis cinerea okayama7#130
Lineage: Eukaryota; Fungi; Basidiomycota; Agaricomycetes; Agaricales; Psathyrellaceae
Product: arp2/3 complex 20 kDa subunit
Exons: 7
Coding region: 1-513 (170 amino acids)
Biological process (GO): Arp2/3 complex-mediated actin nucleation; actin filament polymerization
Cellular component (GO): actin cytoskeleton; Arp2/3 protein complex
Molecular function (GO): actin filament binding
Source: RefSeq, a predicted model, not a curated record